Molecule: messenger RNA, 1284 nt
Organism: Drosophila rhopaloa
Lineage: Eukaryota; Metazoa; Arthropoda; Insecta; Diptera; Drosophilidae
Gene: imd
Product: protein immune deficiency
Exons: 2
Coding region: 106-921 (271 amino acids)
Biological process (GO): signal transduction
Molecular function (GO): protein binding
Source: RefSeq, a predicted model, not a curated record
UGUCACCACCAAUUCUCAAAGAAUCACAAAGGCAGAAAACUCCCCAAUCUGUGGAAUUUCCGGAGGAGAGAGCACUUCCAUCGCGACGAGUUAUCAGCGAACAUCAUGUCUAAGCUCAGGAAUCUGUUGCCCACAAUCUUUGGCGGCAAGGAGGCGCAACAUCCGCCCGAGGGACACCUGGAAAAGGAUGCAGCGCCUGUGGACGACAGCGAGACAGAUAACAACAACAGCGGAGCCCUGGCGCUGCCCUCCUCCAUUGGCACGCCCACCGCCUCGGCGGAUCUUACUGAAUCCGUGCUGCGCGAGCUGAGUGAUCCCAACUACAACUCCAUGGACGUGGUUCAGUCCGCCAAUAUCCCGGGCACCGUGAGCAAUGCCCAGACGAACAAUACCAUGAACGUCCACAGCGCCCAGCAACAGGUGGUCAUGAAUUUCUCGAAUGCCAGCAACCUGCAUUUUGGCUCUGUCUACAACAUCAACCAGAACCUCAGCGCCAGCAGUUCGCGCAAGGGCAGCACCAGUGCCACCGAGGAGGCGGCCGCCCAGCCGGAGGGCAAGCAGCGGUCCAAUCCCGCUCGCAAAACAGUCAGCAUUGUGACCAUGAUGCAGUCUCAGGAGGAACCGGAUGUACGUCUCCUAGAUGUGGUCUCCACCCACUUGGGCGAGGGCUGGAAGCAGGUGAUGCGGGACCUGGGUCAGUCGGAGGGUCAGAUCGAUCAGGCCAUAAUCGACCAUCAAAUGCAUGGCAAUAUAAGAGAGGUGAUUUACCAGCUGCUGCUUCAGUGGGUUCGCAGCUCGGAGAACGGUGUGGCCACCGUCGGUCGACUCACCACGCUGCUAUGGGAGUCGCAGCAUCGGGACUGCGUGCAGCGCAUGAAACUGGUUUGGAAGGCACUGGAGAAACGCAAGACAAACAGCUAGCCGAUAAAUGGGAUUCAAGAACAACGAUGCCAGAACGAAAACGAUGCAUUCGGUUGUACAAGCCUGUGGGAGGAUAGAGACGGGAAUGGUUUCUUUACCCGACGUUUGCUAGAUUCAAAGACCUCCGCCGGACGACAUCCAGCAAUGAAGAGAGGAGACUAUCCGACGAUAUACAUAUGUGCAAUAUUUGUUUUAUUAAUCCAAGCCUUCGAAUAAGUGCCUAAAUGUUUGCAUUAACUAUUCUUACACCAGUUUUAUCUUUAAGAUGUGAUAUUUGUGUCGAAAAGGGAACCAGCACUUGGAGUUUGCAUUUCAAAGUAUUUUUGUAAAAUGUAUAGAAAUAGAAGCUUUAUUGUUACGUAA